GGCGUUUGGUUGAACCACCUAACAGUAACCAUAGCAUCUGACAAAUAUCACAUUUCGGUAAUAUAUUUCAUGGUUAUAGAGAUAUAUGGUUUGGUUCAUAAAGAAAGUUUUCAGAAGGCAAGCCUCUUGGCCUCUGAUCUUCAUGAAUCACACCAUGAAAUAUUUGAACAGCCUAGAAUAUGUGGAAUGUUUGAGUUUGAAUGGGCGGACUUCAUAAGGACAACAAAGAAAAAACUUGGCGGAGCAUACUGGAUCUAUAAUCAUGAUGUUUUGGUCAUAAUAGAUGGAGUUCCACUAGGUUCGGAAAAGGAUCUAGCGAAUUGGGCUGAAAGGGAAUUCAACAUUACUGACUAUCGUCCUAUGAAAUUAUACAGCGCAUUGGCAGUUGAUGCCUAUCAAAAAAGACUACUUCAUUUUAAUAGAAUAUAUGUUUCCAUGCAUAUAUCAAUCGAUGGGGAGAAGUGCGGCAUUUUACUACUUGAGUUAUACUCUGACUUUGUGCCAAAAACAUGUGAAAAUUUCAGGUCAUUGUGUACUGGCGAGUAUGGAGUGAUUAAGAAAAACGAGGUGGAGAAAUAUAGAAUGAAUUAUAAGGGUACAAAAUUUUUCCGUUUGGUAAGAAAUGGAUGGAUUCAAGGUGGAGGUACAAUAGCUAUGCAACCUACUUUGCUUUAGAUAUUUUGUAUAACAGAGGAAAUGAUGGUCGUUCAAUCUAUGGUCCAGUAUUUGAAGAUGAAAAUUAUAUCAUCAAGCAUGAUCGACGCGGAAUUCUAAGUAUGGCUAAUUCUGGACGUCACACAAAUGGUUCACAGUUCCUCAUUACACUGGCACCAGCUGAAUGGAUGGAUAACCGCUACGUAGCAUUUGGGCGUGUAAUUGAAGGAAGUUUAACUCUGGAUAAAAUGGAAGAGGUCCAGACUCAUUACGAACGUCCAGUGAAAGAUAUAUGUAUUGAAAAUAUCAGCGUUGUUAAUCCCAACGAAUUAGCGACUAAAAUUGCCUAAAAAAGUCUCGAAAAUACCAGACGGAAUAUGCACACUUGUCACUAUAGUAUAUUAAAAAUACAGCACUUAUAUAUAC
Molecule: messenger RNA, 1080 nt
Organism: Schistosoma guineensis
Lineage: Eukaryota; Metazoa; Platyhelminthes; Trematoda; Strigeidida; Schistosomatidae
Source: the annotation of a GenBank genome assembly